Messenger RNA from Bombyx mori (domestic silkworm), 665 nucleotides. RefSeq names its product cuticular protein RR-2 motif 63 (gene CPR63). The coding region runs from base 41 to 589 and encodes 182 amino acids. Gene Ontology annotation, cellular component: extracellular matrix. The transcript has 2 exons. NCBI's taxonomy places the organism in Eukaryota, Metazoa, Arthropoda, Insecta, Lepidoptera, Bombycidae. The record is from RefSeq and is marked provisional.
AUUCACAGUCCACUGUGCAGCAAAACCGUACCUAUUCAAAAUGGCAGCUAAGUUCGUCGUUGUUGCUUUCUUGGUCGCGGCCGCUCACGCUAGCGCGAUUCAUGGCGACUACACCAGCUUCUCCUACGGCGUGUCAGACCCCCACACCGGCGACGUCAAGAGCCAGCACGAGACCCGCGUCGGUGACAGCGUAGUAGGACAGUACUCUCUCUUGGAAUCUGACGGUACUAAGCGCACUGUCGACUACGCUGCUGAUGCUCACUCUGGAUUCAACGCCGUCGUGCGCAAGGACCCCGCUCUUGUACACACUCCCGUUCUGGCCCACUCUGCGGUGGUCGCGCCCUUGGCUCAUUCCGCUGUGAUCGCUCCUGUAGCCCACUCAGCCGUUGUUGCUCAUGGCGCUCACUUGGGUUACGGUCACGGAGCUUCGUUGGCCUAUGGCGCUCCUUUGGGCUACGCUCACGGAGCCAUCGCUACCCCUCUCGCCCACGCCGGUCCCCUCGCAUACUCCGCCCCCCUCGCUCACGAUGUGGCCUAUGGAGCGCACGGUCUAUACGGUGGACAUCUUGGCUACUCCAAACUCUACUAGAUAAUUAUUGAAAUGGUAGUGAAUGUUAUGUCUGACGAUAAAUGCUGUGAUUUAAUAAAGAAAUGUAAAUAAAUUA